AUGUCUGGCAGAGGGAAAGGAGGCAAAGGACUGGGCAAAGGCGGAGCCAAGCGGCACCGUAAAGUGCUCCGUGAUAACAUCCAGGGCAUCACCAAACCGGCCAUCCGCCGUCUGGCUCGCCGUGGCGGCGUCAAGCGGAUCUCGGGUCUGAUCUACGAGGAGACCCGCGGGGUGCUGAAGGUUUUCCUGGAGAAUGUGAUCCGGGAUGCGGUCACCUACACUGAACACGCCAAGCGCAAGACAGUCACUGCCAUGGAUGUGGUGUACGCUCUGAAACGCCAGGGCCGCACUCUCUAUGUCUUCGGCGGCUGAAAAACUCCCACUUCCUCCCGAGAACAAAACAAAGGCUCUUCUAAGAGCCACCCACCGCCUCACAGAGGGAGCAGUAACAGGAUGAAGGUCUGAUGAUCUUAAAACGUGUGUCAUGUUGGUCAAACAUGAGUUACAUUUCACCAACCAGCUGGCAGCCUCUCAAACCAUGUCUCAGGUGGACAUCAUGAUGAAGAAAACUUCAAGGAACAAUGCUUCAAAAAGUUGGCAUCCAUCAAUAAAAACCCUCCUCACCUGGAUAUGCACUCUUCUCAUUGCCACCAUCAUGGAGCAGGUACAGGAGCCUGAAGGCACACACGGUAAUAGUAAUAGCUGCUUCACCUCUGCCAUCAGAUUUCUGAAUGGACAUUGAACCCUUGAACACUAUCUCACUACUCUUUUUGCUUUAUUUAUGUAUUUUAUCUUUUUAAUGUAUAUGUAUCUACAUUAAUUUACAGUUUUUUUAUUACUAUAUAUUGUAAUGUACUGCCUAACAACAAAUUUCAUGGCAUAUGCCGGUGAUAUUAAAUCUGACUCUGGCACACUGUCCUUCGCCAGUCCGUGCACUGAGAACAGAUGUCAGGAUGUUGUGUUACAGUUGUACAAGAUGUUGCUGAGGCCGCAUUGAAAUAUUAUGUUUAGUUUUGCUCACUCUGCUCCAGGAAAGAUGUCGAUUAGGCUGGAAGGAAUGCAGGAGAGAUGUACACGGAUCUUGCCAGGACUUGAAUGGCUGAGUUAUGAAGAGUGGCUGAGCUGGUUAAGACUGUUUUCCUUGGAAUGUGGGAGAAUGAGGGGCAAUAUCAUACACAUGUAUGAAAUAGCAAGGGUCAUAGAUUGGGUGAAUGCACAGAGACUUUUUAACAGGGAUGUGGAAUCAGGAACUUGAGGGUACUAGUUGGUGAGAGGCAGAGAUUGAAUAGGAACAUGAUGGGCUAUUUCUUUCACCCAGGCAGUGUAGGAUAUGGAGCCAACUGCCAGAGGAAAUGAUUGAGAUUAACAAGAUUGAAAAGCUAUUGGACAGGGAUGUGGAUAGAAAAGCUUCAGUCUGAUAUGGGUGCAACCAGUAUGGGAGAUUUCUUGCCCUGGGCCAGAUGGACAGAACUUCUCUAACUGACUUGUAAUUUCUUCCAAGAUCAUAGACUCCAUCAUCUUGCCAUCAACAAAUGUGAAGUAAACAGGAUUACAAUUACCUUCUGCUGUCUUCUAACUUUCUGGAACAAUAGAAAAAAUUGAGAUUUUUCACUUCACUGGGAUAUUCAUGGAACACUGGGCAUUUUGACAA
Molecule: messenger RNA, 1591 nt
Organism: Hypanus sabinus (Atlantic stingray)
Lineage: Eukaryota; Metazoa; Chordata; Chondrichthyes; Myliobatiformes; Dasyatidae
Product: histone H4-like
Exons: 2
Coding region: 1-312 (103 amino acids)
Biological process (GO): nucleosome assembly
Cellular component (GO): nucleosome
Molecular function (GO): protein heterodimerization activity; DNA binding; structural constituent of chromatin
Source: RefSeq, a predicted model, not a curated record